CAAACAUUGUUAUCGUUUUUUUCCAGUAUAAUGAAAAUGAGAAGCUAACUACUCAGUUGCUCAUUGGCUACUUGUUUCUGACCUGUCAGUCAAACAAUUUGCGGGAACGAGUCGCUUAAUUCUACAUCGUUAAUACAAACUGAUGAAUCUGUUUUAUGGUAAAAUACACCUCCUUCUUCUUGUUUGUGGGUUCUCCUCUAGAAAACAAUGGCUUGUGUACAACGCCAAAGAACCUCACAGGACACUCAGCUGUUGCCUAAUCAGGUUCUCUCAGAGCAGCAGUCCCUGGUCGUUAUAAAGAAGCUUCUGGCAAUCGCAGUGUCUGGCAUUACAUACCUCCGAGGGCUUUUCCCGGAGAAAGCAUUUGGGGACAAAUAUGUUGAUGAUCAGAAAGUGAUGAUCCUUAGAGAGGAGCGCAGCUGUCCCGGGGCCAGUCAGAUUGUCCAGUGGAUGCAGGGAUGUUUUGAGGCCAUCCAGAAGAAAUACCUCCGGUCUGUUAUUAUGUCUAUCUACACUGACCAAGACAGUCCCCAGAAAGUGACUGAGUUUUACCACUUCAGGAUACUGUACAACACACAAGGAGUGCAGAUGGACUUUGAAAGCUACAACAACAACAACAAAACGUCAACGGUGUCCUGCGGUGACACUAAGAAGGCCAGCAUCCUCCUGGUGAGGAAGCUUUACACUCUGAUGCAGAACCUGGGUCCUCUGCCGGACAACAUCUUCCUCAACAUGAAGCUGACCUACUACGAGGAUGUUACCCCUCAGGAUUAUCAGCCACCGGGCUUCAAGGAGGCCGACAGCGCCACCAUGGAGUUUGACAGAGAGCCAGUGAAACUGACUAUGGGCGAAGUCUCCACCCCUUUCCACACUCUGAAGAUGGACAUGGCAACUGAGAGACACAGACUGGAGCAGGUGGAGGAGAGUGUUAACGUAACAGAGAAGUGGGUUCUGAAGAUGGAGGAUGAGGGCGUCCUUUCACAGAGCCACGUGAUUGAAGACGUGGAGAGGCCUGACACUGAAAACACAGACUUGGACAACACUGAAACCCAGAUUAGCUGUGAUGAGAAGAUCAACAGCUGCGAAGACGUCACAGAGGUGGAAACUCUGGUGAAGAGGACCUCUGACAUGGAGGUGGGGCUGAAGAGGAUGAGAAGUGGACGCAUCAUCUCCUCCACCGUGGAGACAAGUGUCAACGUAAACAAAUCGGCAGAAAAACUGAUUUCUCAGUACGACAUCCCCAACAGCCAGGAAAAAGGGUCCACGUCAGCAACUAAGAAGAAACGCAAAUUCAGCGAGCCCAAGGAGCGCUUUUGACCUCACAGCACCCUGCAAACACAGCAGCACUGCUGCCUCACUUCACACACUUAAUGUUUUUUGU
Molecule: messenger RNA, 1381 nt
Organism: Solea senegalensis (Senegalese sole)
Lineage: Eukaryota; Metazoa; Chordata; Actinopteri; Pleuronectiformes; Soleidae
Gene: hormad1
Product: HORMA domain containing 1
Exons: 16
Coding region: 208-1317 (369 amino acids)
Source: RefSeq, a predicted model, not a curated record